Tigriopus californicus is the source of this 1503-nucleotide messenger RNA. Its product is annotated as DNA polymerase delta subunit 3-like. Gene Ontology annotation, biological process: DNA synthesis involved in UV-damage excision repair; DNA strand elongation involved in DNA replication; nucleotide-excision repair, DNA gap filling. Bases 211 to 1440 code for a protein of 409 amino acids. The record is from RefSeq and is a predicted model, not a curated record. The transcript is spliced from 3 exons. Lineage: Eukaryota; Metazoa; Arthropoda; Copepoda; Harpacticoida; Harpacticidae. Gene Ontology annotation, cellular component: delta DNA polymerase complex; nucleus. Gene Ontology annotation, molecular function: DNA-directed DNA polymerase activity.
CAGCGCCAAAAAAUCCGAUCGAACCGAUCCCAGCCUAUUCUUUCAUUCAGUUAUUCCUUUCCUUCCUUCCUCCUGACGAACCAAGGGCCAAACCCUGUGGAUCAAGUGGAUCGAGUUGACCAGAGUUCCCACCGCUAAUCGUGAGGGAUUGAUGACCACCCAAGUCAAUUAGCCCGCAUCUCUCCCGCUCCGCCCUCGCUCCGCCCGGCCAUGACAUCCGACGACACGGCGGCCAUCGCGGCCCUACUCGGAGCCUGGAUUUGGGACGAGAACCGCGUGGUCACGGCCAAAAUUUUAGCUCGGCAUCGUCCCAUCCACAUUAAUACGGCUAAGCGCCAUUUGGCUCAUUUCGCCCAACAAGCCACGGCACCCUUGGACGUCAUCUACGGGCUUAGUGGGCGGGUCCAGAACCGUCGGACCGUGGCUUGGGUGAGCUCGGCCGAUUUAGCCCGGGCCCAAGCCGCUUUUCAGCCUUUGACGUCCCAGUAUGUCGAGGCUGUGGGCCGGGCCGGCCUGAUCACGCCCCACGGCUUGUUCACGGCCAACCGGCACGCCAUCCACGCUCAACCCCAUCUUAAUACGUAUGCGGCCAUUCAUGAUCGUCGCUGCGUGCCCCGGGCUAGCCCCAUCCUCCCAUCCUCCGUGGUCAGCCCAACUGAACCUCCGACUCGCCAACCAUCGGCCGUGGCGGGAGUUGCCCAGGCCAGCCUGACCCCGGCCGUAAGUUCACCGGCCGGUUCCAGCUCGGUGGCCCCGGCCGGCCCGAAGCAUCGCGGCCGGAUUGCCGGCCUGUUUGCCCAGGCGGCCCGCGCCCCCCGCGCCCCGCCCCCUGUCCCACCUCCCGACUCCGCCGCCGAGGAAUUGAGCCCGGGACAGGAGAAUCGGCUCAAUGAAGCGCGCGAAGCUCAGAAGGUGUCGCCCGAGCCCGCUCCCACCCGAAGCCAAAAACGCGGGCCUCAAAAGUCGCGCCCUGCCACGGCCAGUCAAUCCAAACGGCGACGGAUAAAGGUCAUGUCCGAUUCGGACUCGAGUGAGGCUGAGGUCGAGCCGGAACCCGUGGAAUUGGCAGAAAUGCCCGCCCCGCCGCAGGCUCGUCUAAUCGAGUCCGACGAUGACGACGAACUGAUCCCGCCCACGCCUGAACCCAAAUCCCUGUCACAACCGGCCACCACUCGAUCCACCGCCCCCGGCCGCCGCCGUGUCAGGAGAUUGGUCAAUCAGACCUUUACCGACGAUCAAGGGUUCACGGUUACCAAGAAGGCCAUGGAGUCGGCGAGUGAGACGGAUGACGAGACAUCGCCCAACCCUUCAGCCAAUUCCAAGGAUCGACCUGUGCUCCAACCUAAAAAUAAACAGGCCCCCAAGAGCGUGGUUCACGAACCGGGGAAAGUGAAACAAGCUAGCAUCAUGAACUUUUUCCAGAAAAAAACGCCAAAGUAGGUCAGGAAAGUCAUGCCAGGGCUAAAUAUACUUUUACAAUAAACAACUAUCAAAUUCAAAAUA